AUGGCAGGAAAAUCGCUCCUCACAUCGGGCCUACGAAAGACUAUCGGAGCAGGUCUCAACACCUGUGUUUGGACUGAGCCUUGGAUCCCUGAUAUUGUCGCUCGACCUCCGAGACCGUCUGAUCGCGUUACUUAUAGACACCCAAAACUCCUUGUUCAUUCCUUUAUUAGGCGUGAUACAAGGGGUUGGGAUACUAAUCUUUUACUAGAAUAUUUUCACCCCGAGGAUAUCCCGCUUAUUCUCAAACUGCGACCGAGCAACACGUGGUCCAUGGACGGGUAUGCAUGGAACUACACAAAAUCGGGAGUUUACUCAGUAAAAUCAGGAUAUAAACGGUUACAGGAGAUCAAAGCGUGUGACGUUGAAGUUCAGGUUGUACAACCUAGUAUCACUGGUUUACAGAGCCAUGUGUGGAGCAUUCAUGCUCUUGGGAAGAUGAGACACUUUAUGUGGCAAGCCUUGACAGGAUGCAUUGCGACGACAGAAAGACUUGCUUAUAGACACAUGGGCACUGAUAGGAGCUGUCCUAGAUGCGGUGACCCUGAGGAAACCAUUAACCAUCUUCUUUUUGAAUGUCCCCCGCCCUUCAGAUGUGGGCUUUAUCGGACUAUCCGUCCCUUCCGGGUUACUUCCCGAGUACCUCUGUUUAUCAAAACAUGCUUCCUCUUUUGGAAGAAGAAAAACGUGGCCCAUAUGGAACCACUUAUUGAAACUUUCCCAUGGAUCUUAUGGUACAUUUGGAAGACACGAAAUGAUAAAGUUUUUAAUGGAAAAGAGGUAUCACCUGUGGAUACCCUCCAGCUAGCUUCCAUUGAAGCCGAAUGUUGGAGGAAAGCCAACCUACUUGAGGACAGCGAGGAAGAGGAGACACAGACUGCUCCUUCGACUAUCUCGACUCUCCUUGCAGACCCUCAACUCCCGACCUGUCAAAUCGAUGCGUCAUGGAUUGAGAAUGACACGGUUAGUGGUCUAGGGUGGUUUUAUAAGGAUCAAAUGGGAGUUGAGAGAUUUGGACUGCAAGGAUGCCGGAAAAACAUAUCACCUCUCCAUGAUGAGAUGGAAGGACUCAUAUGGGCAAUGUCAUGUUUGCAAGACCUACUUUGCACCAUGAUUCAUAUAGAGACGGAUUGUUCCGGCCUAGUGGACAUGAUUGUGAACCCCACCGACUGGCCGGCGUUUGCCUUCGAGCUAGUCUCAUUCAAACGCCUAAAGGCGGGUUUCUCGGUUUUUAACAUUGACCGUAUACCCAGAACCAAGAAUUUGCGUGCAGAUUCUCUCGCGAAGGAGGCAAGAAACAUCGGAGUUCUCUUUUCCCAUAUAGAUCAGACCCAGCCGGACAGAGCGUUUUUUCGGAACGACUCAAGCCCGACUUCCACUUGA
This is a messenger RNA of Brassica napus (rape), 1380 nucleotides long. RefSeq lists its product as uncharacterized. NCBI's taxonomy places the organism in Eukaryota, Viridiplantae, Streptophyta, Magnoliopsida, Brassicales, Brassicaceae. The record is from RefSeq and is a predicted model, not a curated record. The transcript has a single exon. The coding region runs from base 1 to 1380 and encodes 459 amino acids. Gene Ontology annotation, molecular function: RNA-DNA hybrid ribonuclease activity; nucleic acid binding.